This is a messenger RNA of Acanthoscelides obtectus, 628 nucleotides long. The record is from the annotation of a GenBank genome assembly. NCBI's taxonomy places the organism in Eukaryota, Metazoa, Arthropoda, Insecta, Coleoptera, Chrysomelidae.
CGGAACCAGUGGAAGAAAUUCCAUCAAACCCAUGCGUACCAUCACCUUGUGGCCCAAACUCUCAAUGCAAGGAAAUCAACGGAUCGCCUUCAUGUUCCUGCCUGCCAGAAUUCACAGGUUCUCCGCCAAACUGCAAGCCUGAAUGCAUCAGCAACAGCGAAUGCCCGACCAUUUGGCUUGCAUCAAUCAGAAAUGCAAAGACCCAUGUCCUGGUAUUUGUGGCCAGAACGCUGAAUGCAGGGUGGUUAGCCAUACGCCGAACUGCGUCUGUCAACCUGGAUACUUUGGGGAUCCAUUCACUUUAUGCUCAAUCCAACAAGCUGUUCAAGAAGUACUGAACCCUUGCCAACCGUCACCAUGUGGAGUUAAUGCAGUUUGUAAAGAAAGGAACGGUGCAGGGUCUUGCAUCUGUCUUCCUGAAUACAUAGGAAACCCUUACGAAGGGUGCAGGCCAGAAUGUUCUGUGAACUCAGAUUGUUCAUCGAAUAAAGCUUGUGUGAGAACAAAUGCGUGGAUCCUUGUCCUGGAACUUGCGGACAGAACGCAGACUGCCAAGUUAUCAAUCAUUUACGUCUUGCACGUGUAUACCAGGAUAUACUGGGGACCCAUUCAGGUUCUGUUCCCCUGA